Klebsormidium nitens is the source of this 7194-nucleotide messenger RNA. The record is from the annotation of a GenBank genome assembly. Lineage: Eukaryota; Viridiplantae; Streptophyta; Klebsormidiophyceae; Klebsormidiales; Klebsormidiaceae.
AAACAACACGCAAAGGUGGAAGAAACGGUGCGUCAAGCAGCGGCUCUUCCGGCUUCCGAAUACAAAUGUUUGGUGCGACUUUCAUUGUGAUUCAAGAGAGACGAAUGUGGGAAGAAAAUCAUCUCCUCUUAAACUUGAAGUUGACACUUUUCUGGCAGUGGAAGCUGAAUGGAUGCGAAAGGAGGCUGAGCGCCAUGUAGAGUCCAAAGGAAAAGUUCAUUCCAAUCUAGUGGUGGUAUGCGUUGAGCAAUCGAAAUAGCCAGCCAUGGAACGGGGCUUGGGGAGGGCAGCGAUCGCUGCUGGGGCGGGCGUGCAGCAGCUUAUGAACAGGCUCACAGAUCAUCUGUGGCUAUAUGACAAGGCAGAGGCGCAGGCGAGGGCAAGCCCUAGUGGCAAAGCAUCGAAAGAAAAAGCGGAGGUUCUGCGCUGGUUUGAAAGUCUGAGCGUGGAGCAGCGGCAGGAGAUUCUGUUGGUCAAGGACAGAGAGUGGGUGGGUGUGCUCAUGCAGAUGCAGAGGAAGCUGAAGUCCGGGCCAAUGAACUUUUUCCUGAUGCUAGAUAUGGGGGACCCUGGAGCUAGAAGCGGCGUGCUGAGGAGCAUCACUCCAGAGCUGCUGUGCAGACGGCCGGUGGGGCUGUUAGCUAGGUUGGACACUCAGAACAGCGCCGGGAGGGAGCUCACAGAUAAUCUGCUGUUCUUCAGCAGUGAAAGUCCGCAGCUGAAGCAGAAUGGCGCUCCUGUUGCAAAGAAAGGCAGCAGCAAGAAGGGGAAGAAGAAGGAUGCGCCUGCGAAGAAGUCAAAUGAAAAGUUAGGGUCGAAUGGGGGGAGCCAGGGUGACGCCACCGCAAUUGAGGCUCAUGCAUUGGCCAGGGAGAGUCAGAUUGAUGUGAUGGUGGUGGCCAGAGCGUUUCUGCAAGACCCCCAGAAAUUGAUGCAGACUCUCGACCGCUUAACCUUGGGCCAAUUCCUGCAAGCGCCCUGCGUACAGCAGGCGCUUGGCUCCUGGGACGAGACCCCCUGGCUGCACUCAAUGGGGUACUGCGCUCUCCCUUUCUACAUUGCCAACCGGCUGGAGCUCGCGAUCUGGUCCGCGUGGUUCAAGAGCAAUCCCGCGAGGAGCCUGAAGAACCCCAGCUUGGAAGCAGCUAAGGGACGGCCCAAAAGCAGGCUGUCAAAAACUGCCUCCCAGAGCGGUGCGGUGUCUGCCGCCAGCAGUCUGGAGACGCAUCGCUCCCUGCAGGGGUGGUGGCAGAAACUAGGCGCGGCACAACAGGCGCAGGUCCUGCGAGGAGGAGUUGCGCGUUUGGGGCGGCAAUUGGCGGUGGAGACCAUCAGGGAUGCACGUUCGAGCAGGGACUUGAAGGAAAGGGGGCUCCAGCCUGCCGUAUUAGACGAGCUCGGAACUAGGCGCGAGGUAGUAAGCAUGAGGACCUCCCAGAAGGAGCUAGCCAGUAGCCAGAAAGGCCUGCAGACAGUCCCCUGGUUGGCUGGCCUGCUGACUUUGCAGGAGCUUGCGGAGGGGGGAGUUUUGCCGAGCAGGCGGCAAUUUACCGCAGCGUUUAGAGGGAAUGAAAGGGGGUCAGGCGCGUCGUCGGGAUUGGUGCGUCACUCCUCUGGUUCUGGCAGGGCGGAAUUGAGGAGCGGGGAAGGCGAUCUGGAGAAGGAGCUGGAGUGGCUCAUGAUGACCCACGGGAAUCGGGAAGGGGCAGAGAGCGAGGAUGCAGAAGAGGGCCUGUUCUGCACCAGUCUCGAGCUAGCCUGCACCCUGCGGGGCCGUCUUCUUUGCCGACUUCGGCACAUAGUCCAGCAGUUGAUGCAAGAGCAAAUCGCUCAAGACCUGCUCGGUAGUGUAGAAACGACAGCCGGUUUGCCUGAGCUUAGUCGGGGGUCGAAGGGCAGUAGCGCAAGCAAGAGUGCGAAGAAGAAGAAAGGCAGUCGUUCCAGGGGCGUCAGCGGAUCCCCUGAGAAAGAGGCUGCGGACGGAAACGAGAGAUCAAAUGAAAGCAAGGAGGUAGCUAGAGCGAGCGGGAAAGAGGAAUCAGAUCAAAGCAAGGAGGUAGUCAGAGCGAGCGCUGGGCCAGCGCCAAGUGGCAAGCUGCCAUUGGAGGAACCAAAGCACGCACAGCAGGACCAAACAGGUUUUGCUGCGGGAGAAGAGAAGCCGGCAGAGGCGCGAACGACUUCAUCAUUGCUCGGGGGGGUCAAGCAUGCUGUAGAUACAAACCCCCCAGACGUGUACAUUAGGGAUGCGGGAAGUCUGAACGAGACUGACGAAGAUGAGCGGUGCUCGAGUUCGGGGGAGGCCUGGGAGGAGGUUGGGGCGGCCAAGCGGAGGAAGGAUAGGAGGAGAAGGACGGAAGAUAAGGACGUGAAGCGCGAGCCUCGGAAGCGCGCCCUGCAGCCGCUCGAGCCCCCGUGGGCGGUACCGGAGGGCCACGCCGGCCAAAACGGGGGGACGGAAGCCGAGGGGGAGCACCGCAAGCGGAGGCGACGAAGGAAGGGCAAAGAACGCAAAAAGGAGGACGCCGCUUCCGAGGGGGCAGCGGUUUCGGGGGGUCUGGACGGAAGCGCAAAACAGAAGGUAGCGGGAACGAGCGGUGUCAGCGUCAAUGGGGGGGAGAAAGCGAUCGAGGGGUUGAGGCAUCGCGGAUGGAAUCUGGCGGCCCCUGCGUUUGAGCCACGGUCGGUUCCGAAGCCGACGAGCAUACUGGAGGGCGGUCGGUUUCCGGGCAGGGGGUCGAGUUUAGGCGCAAACCAGAACGGUUUAAGCAGUAGUCGUACGGGUUUUGCGCCGUAUCACGCUGGGGAGGCCUCAAUCCGAACGGGGGUGAGCACAAUCCGGGCUGAAACCAGCUCAAGAACUAACGUGAAUCAGGGAGGGUUGAGCUCAAUCCGGGGCAGGGUUAGGACGAAAGAAGACGGGUCAGCGACAGGUGAGGCCAGUGACCGCCCCAGUCCGAGGAGUUCCCAAGGGGCAUUCAAGCGGAGUCUGUCAGCCGGAAACGCUCCCGGCGACGAACCGUCAGAAACGUCAACCGCGGAAAGCGUCCCCUCCGCCGCGCCCGCACAGCCCUCGACUCUAGUUGUGCCGAUCACCCCCCUGAAGCACGCGCCCCGCCAACAAAAGCCCCCAGCCGGCCUCUCGACUAGCUUGAGCGACGGGUCUCGGUUGCAAGAACCGUCGCUAACCGUCUCGAAACCCGUGCUUACUGCUCAAGGGAUCCCUCUCCAGGAAGAGUCUCGGCACAGGUGGCACGAAUGGCCGCAGUACCACGGAGGCCUUGUUUCGGCUCCGGACGGUUCCCGGGAGCAGUUCGCCGUGGUAACUCCGGCGCAAACAGGGCCCUCGCCUCCGAAUGGCCCCGUGCACGUGACGGGGUUUGUGGUCGCGCACAGUAGCGGAGCGUCAAACGGACUUCUCCCUCCAGACAAUCGCAAUCCGCACUCAGUACCGUACGACCUUCACAAGUCUGCCCGGUCGGGUAGUCAUCCUCUCGUGUCCAACCUGCCUGCCUCCGACUCAAGCAGUCGGCUUACGGCACCUCCAAAUUCCGCUCUGCCCCCUGCGCCUCAGCCCCCAGACGUCCCGAACGGAACCCCUUCCGGGCCGGAAAUCUUCGCCUCAGCUCAGUUCCAGCAACCCGGAGACUUUCCGCCUGCGUUUCUCCGCCCGGUUGCCAUCCACCGGUCGCGCAGCAGCCACCAGCUGCCCGACAACGGGUUCCCCGUGGAGCCCCCCGGCCCGUUCUGGGAGGUUGGGAACUUCAGUUGGGGGCGACCCCUUCCAGGGGGCAUGGAUUCGGGCCAGCUAAAGCCCCCCGAGCAGUGGCCGGUUGGAUUCCAACCUGGGGUCCAGAGUCUGAGCCCAGAGUCGCACUGGCCCCCCAAUCUGCCCCGGAUCACUGUCCCGGCCGCAGAUUACUACACGGACGAAGACUGGCUGAUCGGCGGGGGCGAGGAUUAUGAAGGCAGCGGGCGGAACGGGAAUGGGUAUGACGUGGAAAGCGAGGCGGAGGCAAACGCCAGGUACGUCAUGUCCGAGACCGAGAUCGAGGGUCCCCGUCAGGCGCCGCCCUUCGUCGACGCCGCACAAGACGACUCUCGUGUCGACUACAGCCGCAUCUUCGACGGGGGAGUGCUCUACUGGACCGCCGACAACUACUCCACUCUCGGGCCCUCUCGCCCAAACUCCCUCAGCUCAAACGACUCCAUGUGGAUCCGCCGCGAGGCUGACAUCAGCGUGAUCGUCGAUGACAUCGCCGGCGCGGCCUCCCCGUCCUACGCCGCAGCUGACGUCAGCAAACCGGGUGACGUCAGCACUAGCCCCGCGCCGAGCGAGCGCGCGCCGUCCCCACUGCCGCCCACGGACGUGGACCCCCCGGAAACGGUGCGCGUUCGUAUGCCGCGCGUGCGUGCGGUGCGGCUGCAGGGCUCGCGGCCGUCCCCGGUCCUGGUCCGCACGAACCUCGCGCACACUCCCCCGCGGUCCGUUUACCGGGGACUCUCUCCCGACCUGCGGUACCACCGGGGGCUCUCCCCCGACACCUUUCUGCGGCACCUGCCUAGUUACCAGGUCCCCCCGUUGGCACGCCAAGGCUCUGUCGGGGCCGGAAACGACUCCGGAGCGAGUGACAUUCGCUGGAAACGCCCGUCGUCCCCGGUGCUCCGCUUCAACCCGUCGCCCAACCACGUGCCGCCAGCUGGCCCCCCGCUUGCGAGUGCGCCACGUGCGCGCCCAGCUAACGUCCGCAGCGGAAGCUCGUCGCCCCGGCACUGGGCACCGGCGCUCGAGAAGGGCGAAAAGCCGCCCGGAAUCGACGCAGAGGGUUCGUUCCGAGGGGUCGGGGGCGCCGAGUUUGCGCCAGGAGGGGGCGGAUUCACGCUCAGGGAGAAACUGGCGGCGGUCGCUGGCAGCGGAGGGGUCGGCCGGAAUGCUAACCCGCUGGUUAAGAAGGGGUUACCGCCGCUGGCCCCAGUAACCCACUCACCGGACCAAGACCACCCGGACCUACUGAUCCCGAUCCACCACUGGGUGACCAUUCCGCCCUUCGACCAGCAGCCGGAAUCCGUUCGCAACCAACCGGAAGCAGUGCCGGACAGCCAGGAGGUGGUUAGCAUUGACCCGGCUGGGUUUGGGGAGGUAACCCCGCUGCAACCAGUGGUGCCGUUUUCACCGGUCACUCCGCUGAGUCCCCCCGGGACGCAGCAGGCGCCAAACGAGUGGGCCUUGUUCCACGACCUGUUGCACAAGGAAGUGGAGCGGUUCUGUGGCGAGAACCGGGAGGAGAUGGCCAAGAAGAGGCCCUUCCAGCUGGCGGCAAUCAGCAAAGUCUCCAAAGCACUCCAAGUGCUCUGGCCCCGCUCCCGCAUCACGGUCUUUGGUUCGUUUAUCACCGGCCUCGCGCUGCCCACCAGCGACAUCGACCUCCUCGUUGGCCUGCCGCCUGUCAGGAGUCUGGAACCAAUCAAGGAGGCGGGCAUUCUCGAGGGCCGCAACGGCAUCAAAGAGACGAUGCUCCAGCACGCGGCGCGCUACCUCGCAGACCAGGACUGGGUCAAGACAGACUCCAUGAAGACGAUCGAGAACACGGCCGUGCCGAUCAUACAGCUGAUCGCCCAAAUGCCCCUCCAGCCGCUGCAAGCGUCGAGCUCGCCCAGUGAGAAAACCCCCGAGGAGAGGUCAGGGAACGGCAGUCCGUCGGAGGGACUGGUUUUGGCGUCGGGGGGAUCCCCUGAGGCCGCGUCGCCAGUCGAGGAAUCCGGGGAGGGGGCAAGUCCGGCGGAGUUGCUCAACGGAGGCGUCGGUGCUUCAAGAGGCGUAGCAGGGGAGGCGGUACCAGAGAUAGUAGUGAACAGACUCACUUCAUUGGUCAAUGGGGAGGCUACCCAUAGGAGCAGUGUCGAGGAAGCGGUCGCAAUGGCGGAUUCGAAGGGAGUGCUUCACGGCGUCGGUGCCCCGGCGUCCCCGGGCGGAAAGUCUGCGGAAGGGAUCUCAGGGAAGCACGAGAACGGUGUGCUGGAAGGGGGGGUCUCUGGCAAAAAGACCGGUGGCCUGGGCGUAGAUCCCGGAUUGCAAAGUAAAAGCUGUCCGCUGAAGUCGAUUGCUGCGGAAGAGUCGGGGCGAGGCUUCGCGUCACCCGGAUUGUCCUCCGCCGCAACUUCUGCCGAGACUUCGAGGCCGCAGACGAUCCCAUGUGCUGGCGUCAGCACUGAGGUGCGUACUUCGGAAACGGGGAGCGCUGACGUCAGGGAAGAAGCGGCCGAGCACGGUCUGGACGGGAGGCGGCACUCGGCUCCGGGGGAGGUGGUGCUUCAGGAGCCAGUCAAAGGAGGCCACGUGGCACCUCCUGAGGGCGCGAAAAUUGGCUGGAGGGGCCACGUGGCGAUGGUCCGCACGCGCGCCGGCAGCGGUGAGGUGGCGGCCCCGGAGUCGCCGGGCGACCAGGAGCGGCGGCUGGUGAAACUGGACAUCAGUUUCGAGGGCGUGCAGCACACGGGGUCUCGGACGACUGAUCUGGUGCGCGAGCUGGUCGCUCAGUUCCCCCCGCUGCCCCCUCUGGUGCUCGUUGUGAAGCAGUUCCUGACCGACCGCAGCCUGGAUCACCCGUACACCGGGGGGCUCAGCUCGUACUGCCUGGUCCUACUGGUGACGCGCUUCCUGCAGCAUCAGCAGCACGUCAGCGGCGUGCGCGCACAGCAGGCGGGCCAGAACCUGGGGCUGCUCCUCAUGGACUUCCUGCACUUCUUUGGGUGCGUCUUCGACCCGAGGCGCAUGGGUGUGAGCAUCCGAGCCGGGGGGAUGUACAUAGACCGGGACAAAGGGCACAGCAUCGAUCCCCUCUACAUCGAGGACCCUCUGAACCCGCUCAACAACGUGGGGCGCAACUGCUUCCGCAUCUUGCAGUGCACCAAGGCGUUCGGCGAGGGCUACGUCCUGCUGUCCAAACAGCUGCACCAGCUAGACGCCAAGGAGCCGCAGGCCAACCUCUUUGGCAAGAUAUUGACGAAGUGCUCGACUUGAGACCCGGUAUACUGAUGUGCUUCGUCGAUAUGUGUUCCUGAUGAGUUGGGCGUGGCGUUGUCACCAGGCUCACGAAUCGCCACGUGACCCUCGGCUGUUGCGGCCGUAAUCCUGCCUGCGCCUGCACUUUAUUGGGCUCUGUAUGUAAUGGCACGGCCUCCGCCAUCCGCUCC